Molecule: messenger RNA, 1268 nt
Organism: Clupea harengus (Atlantic herring)
Lineage: Eukaryota; Metazoa; Chordata; Actinopteri; Clupeiformes; Clupeidae
Gene: slit3
Product: slit homolog 2 protein-like
Exons: 11
Coding region: 57-1268 (403 amino acids)
Biological process (GO): negative chemotaxis; axon guidance
Molecular function (GO): heparin binding; Roundabout binding; calcium ion binding
Source: RefSeq, a predicted model, not a curated record
CUCCCCCUCUCUCUCUUUCUUCCUUUCUCCCUCUCCCUCUCUAUCCCUCUUUUUCUAUGUCCAGGGACCUGAGCGAGAACCAGAUUCAGGCUGUUCCUCGCAAGGCGUUCCGUGGGAUCACAGCAGUAAAGAACCUGCAACUGGACAGCAACCACAUCAGCUGCAUCGAAGAUGGAGCCUUCCGAGCACUGCGCGAUCUGGAGAUCCUCACUCUCAACAACAACAACAUCACCCUCAUCCCCCUGUCCAGCUUCAACCACAUGCCCAAGCUGCGGACGCUUCGCCUCCACUCCAAUAAUCUGCACUGUGACUGCCACCUGUCCUGGCUCUCUGAUUGGCUGCGUCAGAGGCGUGGCUUGGCACCCUUCACCCAGUGCAUGGCCCCCGCCCACAUGAGGGGUCUCAACGUGCCUGAUGUUCAGAAGAGAGAGUUCGUCUGCACAGGUGCGGUCCAGUCGGAUCCUCGUACGUGUGUACCCCAGGCUGCAGUCUGUCCGGCCUCCUGCACCUGUAACAAUAACAUCGUAGACUGCAGGAGGAAGGGACUGACCGAGAUCCCAGCCAACCUGCCAGAGGGCAUCAUGGAGAUUCGUUUGGAGCAGAACCUGAUCAAGAGCAUUCCUGCUGGAGCCUUCUCUCCCUAUAAGAAGCUGAAGAGAAUAGACCUGAGCAAGAACCAGAUUUCUGACAUCGCUGAGGACGCCUUCAGUGGACUACGCUCCCUCACCUCACUGGUGCUGUAUGGAAACAAAAUAGCUGAGAUCCCCAAAGGACUGUUUGAUGGUCUGGUGUCGUUGCAGCUCCUGCUGCUGAAUGCCAAUAAGAUCCAGUGUUUGCGGGUGAACACCUUUAAGGACCUGCAGAGCCUCAACCUGCUCUCGCUCUACGACAACAAGCUCCUGACCAUCAGCAAGGGCCUCUUCACACCCCUGCGCUCCAUCAAAACACUUCACCUGGCACAGAACCCGUUCAUGUGUGACUGCCACCUGAAGUGGCUGGCUGACUACCUGUUUGAGAACCCCAUCGAGACGAGCGGCGCCCGCUGCAGUCACCCGCGCCGCCUGGCCAACAAGAGGAUCAGCCAAGUCAAGGGCAAGAAGUUCCGCUGCACAGGCACAGAAGACUACCGCAGCCGUCUGAGUGGGGAGUGCUUCCAGGACCUGGUGUGUCCAGAGAGGUGUCGCUGUGAGGGAACAGUGGUGGACUGCUCCAACCUCAAACUCACCAAGAUACCCCCUCACCUACCAGAGCACGCCACAGACCUGUAA